AUGGCUCUGACUGUGUGUGUGAGGCACCUAACAGGGCUGCCGGGCACCCAUGACCGACAAGUGAGGCUCUGCUUUCGAGGCUUUACCCAGAAAACAAGGAAAAUUCACUGUGGCCGAGAAGCAGAUGUGGGUGAGCUGUUUCGUUGGCCCCACUAUGGAUCUCCACUGGCUGGGGAGAGUCUGUCUGUGCAGGUGGUCAACUGUAGCCGCGUGUUCAGCCCCAGACCCCUGGGGACUCUGGUGAUUUCGCUGCAGCAGCUACAGAGUGCUGGGCAUUUGGUGUUGAGGGAAGCUCUGGUGGACGAGAGACUCCGGGUGUCCCCAAUCCAAGUGGAGCUUGACCUAAAGUAUCAACCCCCUGAGGGAGCUGCUGGGACCUGGGCAGAGGAGGACUUUGGGACACCCAUUCGAGACAGCUUAGAGUUGAUCAUCCCCAAUGUGGGCUUCCAGGACAUGGAGCCUGGGGAAGCCCAGCUGGAGCGAAGAGCAGUGGCUCUGGGCCGCAGGCUAGCCCGAAGCCUGGGAACACAGGACGAUGAAGAGAACGAAUUGGAGCUGGAGCCGGAGCUGGAGGAAGAACCUGACGUGGAGAUUUCUGGGGUGGUGUUCAGCCCCCUCAAAAGCCGCGCCCUGGGCUUGCCUCGGGGAGACCCCUUCAAGGUUUGCAAAGCCCAGGACUUCCAGGUCGGGGUCACAGUGCUUGAGGCCCAGAAACUGGUGGGAGUCAAUAUUAACCCCUAUGUGGCUGUUCGCGUUGGGGAUCAGCGCAAGGUGACUGCAACACUGCGUGGAACCAAUUGCCCCUUCUACAAUGAGUACUUCUUGUUCGAAUUUCAUGAGACUCGGCUUCAUCUCCAAGACUUGCUGCUGGAGAUAACUGCUUUCCACUCGCAGACUCUCCCGUUUAUGGCCACCAGGAUAGGGACUUUCAGGAUGGACUUGGGGAUGGCCUUGGACCAGCCAGAUGGGCACUUCCACCAAAAGUGGGCUCCUUUGCAUGACCCCCGUGACACCCGCGCCGGAACCAAGGGCUUCGUCAAGAUCACCCUGUCUGUGAGGGCACGUGGGGACCUUCCCCUUCCACCGCCACCCCCAUGCCCAGGGACCAGUUCGGACAUAGAGAAGAAUCUACUCCUGCCACACGGGGUGCAGGCUGAGAGGCCAUGGGCACGGCUGCGAGUCCGCGUGUACCGUGCAGAGGGGCUCCCCACAGUGCGCACGGGGCUGCUGGGCAGCCUGGCCCGAGCCCUCCAUGACCAAAAUGUCCUUUUGGACCCGUAUGUGCGGGUGAGCUUCCUGGGACAGCAGGGUGAGACUUCGGUUCGGGGUGAGGAGACAGCGCCCAAGUGGAACGAGCAGUUGAGCUUCGUGGAACUCUUCCCGCCGCUAACACGCAGCCUUCGCCUGCAGCUGCGUGACAAUGCACCUCUUGUGGAUGUGGCCCUCGCCACACACGUGCUAGACCUGAGGCAGAUCUCGAACUCUGCGCAGGUGACGGGGUUUAACCCCACUUUCGGUCCAGCCUGGGUGCCCCUCUAUGGUUCGCUCCCCAGCGGCAGGCUCCAGGAUGAUCUUCAAAGUCUCAACGAAGGUCUUGGCGAAGGGAUUUGGUUCCGGGGUCGACUUCUGGUAGCUGUGUCUAUGGAGGUGUUUGAAGGCAGAGUUGAACCUAAAUCCUCCCAGACCACACAAAGGUCUGGAUUGUCCCGGCUCACUGGGAAGAAGAAAAAGAAGAAGGAGAAGACCAGACAGGGUCAGACCCCGGCUGGCAUUUUACAGCCUGCCAGUGCCAGCACCAUCGAGGAUGCACCUGAGAUUCCGAGUGCAAUGGAGGUGGAGGUGGAGGACCUGCUGCCUCUGCCAGAGAAUGCCCUGGCAUCCUUUGAAGAUUUCCUGCUUUUCGGGGCGCUCUUUGAGGCCACCAUGAUUGACCCUUCACUGGCCAAGAAGCCCAUCAGCCUGGAGAUUUCCAUUGGUCAUGCAGGACGCCAGGAAGAACAAUCGGGCCAAGGAUCAAGGGCUGAGGAGGGAUCUGAAAGCAGCACACUUGAAGUUCAGCCUCUCUUGGAAUCUGAGGACAGAGGGUCAGGGCAGGAGGAGCAAGAGUUGCUGGGGACACCUGUUCAGUGGCCUGAACCUGUGGAUGGCAAUGGGCCAUAUCUCUGCUUGCCUCUGCGUCACCGAAAGCCCUGCCUACAUGUAUGGAGCCGCUGGGAGGAUUAUACUUGGCGCCUACAGAGCAGCAAUAGUGUGUGCAAAGUAGCCGAGAGGCUGGACCAUGGCCUGCAGGAGGUUGAGAAGAUGCAGCGCAGGUCAGGGCCGGGUGCCUGCACACGACUGAAGCAGACUCUGGAAGAGCUGGUGGCUGGCAGCAGACAGUUUUGCCACGGUGCUGAGCGCAGGACGAUGACUCGACCCAAUGCCCUGGAUCGUUGUCGAGCGAAACUCCUGACACACAGCCUGAAUCUGAUGGCAAGGCAAGGACUACGGCUUUUACGGAGCCUGAGGCUGAACAACAUGCAGAGGACUAUGGUGCUGGCUAAGAAGCUCCUGGCAAGGCUGCGCUUCCUGGCUCAAGAGCCACAGCCUCCCCUCCCUGACGUGCUGGUCUGGAUGUUCAGUGGCCAGCGCCGUGUGGCCUAUGCCCGCAUCCCUGCACAGGAUAUACUGUACUCCGUGGUUGAAGAGGAGCGAGGCCGAGACUGUGGGAAGAUCCAGAGUCUGCUACUCACAGUACCUGGGUCAGCCCCUGGGGAGGUCUGUGCCAAGUUGGAGCUCUUCCUGUGGCUGGGGCUGGGCAAGCAAGCCAAGGCUUGCACCUCUGAGCUGCCCACGGAUCUUCUGCCUGAACCCUCAGCUGGGCUGCCCCAAAGCCUAUACCGGGAUGACUUCAGCUACUUCCAGCUGAGGGCUCACCUGUAUCAGGCCCGUGGUGUGUUGGCAGCAGAUGACAGUGGCCUCUCGGACCCCUUUGCACGUGUCCUCAUCUCUACCCAGUGCCAGACCACAAGGGUCUUGGAGCAGACCCUGAGCCCGCUAUGGGAUGAGCUCUUGGUAUUUGACCAGCUGAUUGUGGACGGCAGACGGGAGCAUCUUCGGGAGGAACCUCCACUAGUGGUCAUCAAUGUCUUUGACCACAAUAAGUUUGGCCCUGCUGUGUUCCUGGGCAGGGCAUUUGCAGCCCCAAGGGUAAAGUUAAUCGAGGACCCAUAUCAGCGCCCUGAGCUGCAGUUCUUCCCCCUGAGGAAGGGGCCUCAGGCCGCUGGAGAGGUCAUUGCAACCUUUGAGCUCAUUGAGCUGGACUACAGCGGCCAUCUUGAGGACCUGCCAGAACAGCCAUAUCUGCAGCCCCCGCUGAGCAUCUUGGUGAUUGAACGCCGGGCCUUUGGCCGGACCGUUCUUGUGGGUUCCCAUAUUGUUCCCCACAUGCUUAGAUUCAUACUCCAGGGUCAUGAGGAUCCCCAAGAGGAGGAAGAAACAGAGGAGGAGACAAGGGACCUGGUGCCACAUGGGCCUCAAGGAGAGAAGCCUCUGACUGAAGCAGGAACAUCCAGACAGCUUCUGAAGGCCCCUCUAAAGAAGCUCACCUUAGGACUCCUGGGUCAAGGCCCUGAGCUAGAGGAAGACAUCCCAGAUCCAGAAGAGAUGGACUGGUGGUCCAAGUACUAUGCCUCCCUGCAGGAGUUCCAGGGGCAGCUCAGCUCUGAUGAUGAGAUGGACGAGGCUGGAGAUGCAGAUGGAACCCAUCUCAUUUCUGGGGACAGGGAGGCCCAGGAGCAGGGGGAGACUGAUAACAAAGUCUCUGUACCUCGGAAGAAAGCAAUCGCUACCCUGAAGAUCUACAACAGCUCUCUGGAGGACGAGUUUAGCCACUUUGAAGACUGGCUGAGUGUGUUCCCCCUGUACAGAGGACAAGGCGGCCAGGAUGGAGAUGGAGAGGGAGCAUCCGGACACUUUGUGGGCAAGUUCAAGGGCUCCUUCCUAAUUUACCCCGAGUCAGAGGCCAAAUCCUUCUCUGAGCCUCAGAUCUCCAGGGGGAUCCCCCAGAACCGGCCCAUCAAGCUUCUAGUCAGAGUGUAUAUAGUGAAGGCUACCAACCUGGCUCCUGCAGACCCCAAUGGCAAGGCAGACCCCUAUGUGGUGGUUAGCGCUGGCAAGGAACAGCGGGACACUAAGGAACGCUACAUCCCCAAGCAACUCAACCCCAUCUUUGGAGAGGUCCUGGAGCUGAGUGUCUCCCUCCCAGGCCAGCCAGAGCUGACUGUGGCCGUAUUCGACCAUGACCUCGUGGGUUCCGAUGACCUCAUUGGGGAGACCCACAUUGACCUGGAAAACAGAUUCUAUAGCCACCACAGAGCCAACUGUGGGCUGGCCUCCCAGUAUGACGUGAAUGGGUACAAUGCCUGGCGAGAUGCAUUCCGGCCUUCACAGAUCCUGGCUGGGCUGUGCCAGCGCUGUGGCCUUCCCGUCCCUGAAUACCGAGCCGGGGCUGUCAAAGUGGGCAGCCGAGUUUUUCUGACACCAUCUGAGGCCCCGCCUCCAGAUGACAGGAAACCCAAGGUGACAAGUGAGGCUUCUGAGGAGGCCCAAGCAUUGCACGUGUUGAGGCGUUGGCAGGAGAUGCCAGGCCUUGGGAUCCAGCUGGUACCUGAGCAUGUGGAAACACGGCCUCUGUACCAUCCUCGCAGCCCUGGGCUACUGCAGGGAUCCCUUCAUAUGUGGAUUGACAUCUUCCCCAGUGAUGUGCCGGCCCCACCCCCAGUUGACAUCAAGCCUCGGCAGCCAAUCAGCUAUGAGCUCAGAGUUGUCAUCUGGAACACGGACGAUGUGGCUCUGGAUGAUGUGAACCCACUCACUGGAGAGAUGUCAAGCGACAUCUAUGUGAAAAGCUGGGUAAAGGGUCUGGAGCAGGACAGACAGGAGACAGAUGUCCACUUCAACUCCCUGACCGGAGAGGGCAACUUCAACUGGCGCUUUGUGUUCCGCUUUGACUACCUGCCGACGGAGCGGGAGGUGAGCGUCCGGCGCAAGCCUGGACCCUUCGCCCUUGAGGAGGCUGAGUUCCGGCAGCCAGCAGUGCUGGUCCUGCAGGUCUGGGACUACGACCGAAUCUCUGCCAACGACUUUCUUGGGUCCCUGGAGUUGCAGCUACCAGACAUGGUGAGGGGGGCCCGGGACCCUGAGCACUGUUCUGUUCGACUAGCCCUUGAUGGGGCAGGGCCGAGGUGCAAUCUGUUCCGCUGUCAUCGUUUGCGGGGUUGGUGGCCAGUGGUGAAGAUGAAGGACAUGGAAGAUGUGGAGAGGGAGGCCAGAGAAGCUCAGGCUGGCAAGAAAAGGAAGAGGAAGAGAAGGAAGGGCCGGCCAGAAGACCUGGAGUUCACAGACACAGCGGGCAACGUCUACAUCCUCACAGGGAAGGUUGAGGCAGAGUUUGAACUGCUAACUGUGGAGGAGGCAGAGAAGCGGCCGGUUGGGAAGGGGCGAAAGGAGCCAGAGCCUCUGGAGAAACCCAACCGCCCCAAAACCUCCUUCAACUGGUUUGUGAACCCCCUCAAGACUUUCAUCUUCUUCAUCUGGCGCCGGUACUGGCGCAUCCUGGUGCUGCUGCUGCUGCUGGCGUUAAUCACCAUCUUCCUCCUCCUCGUCUUCUACACCAUCCCCGGACAGAUCAGCGAGGUCAUCUUCAGCCCUGUCCACAAACACUAA
Mus caroli (Ryukyu mouse) is the source of this 5706-nucleotide messenger RNA. Lineage: Eukaryota; Metazoa; Chordata; Mammalia; Rodentia; Muridae. The record is from RefSeq and is a predicted model, not a curated record.